Amphibalanus amphitrite is the source of this 2602-nucleotide messenger RNA. RefSeq lists its product as uncharacterized. Gene Ontology annotation, molecular function: DNA binding. The record is from RefSeq and is a predicted model, not a curated record. The transcript is spliced from 2 exons. The coding region runs from base 101 to 2287 and encodes 728 amino acids. NCBI's taxonomy places the organism in Eukaryota, Metazoa, Arthropoda, Thecostraca, Balanomorpha, Balanidae. Gene Ontology annotation, cellular component: nucleus.
UGAGCUAUCGCUUGUUUUUGUUUUUAAUGAAGCAGAAGAUCCUUUCGUGUGAUGACAGGCGAGAUUUGGCGGCCCUGCUGUGGUUUAUGCGAGGAUAAGCAUGCCAAGAGUACGGAGAUCUUCGAGAGGUGCAUAUGGCCAGGAACGGCUUCAGAACGCCCUGCAGGAUCUUCGCGAUGGUGUGUCAGUACGGAGCACGGCGAAUCGCUGGGGCAUACCUGCGAAGACUCUGAGAAGGCACAGAGAUGGAAAGGUCCGGUCACCUGGACAAAUCCAUCUGGGGAGAUUCAGCUGCGAAUUCAGCCCAGAGCAGGAGGAGUUGCUUGUUGAGAAGAUCCAAUUCAUGGAGAAAGUCCUCUACGGCUUGACGACAUUUGAUCUACGCCGCAUCGCGUUCCAGUUCGCUGAGAGGCUGGGCAUUAAGCACCGGUUUUCCCGAGAUUCGAAGAUGGCUGGAAAGGAAUGGUUAAAUGCGUUCCUGAAACGGCAUCCUGGCUUAGCCAUCAGAAAGCCGGAGCCAACCAGCCUAGCGCGUGCGGUGGGGUUCAAUCGGCCACAGGUAGACCGUUUUUACGCCCUUUACCGAGAGUUGCUGGAUAAGAACAGCUACGGCCCGCUCCAGGUGUGGAAUGCGGAUGAGACAGGAGUGUCAGUUGUCCAGAAGCCGGCCAACAUAGUGGCGCCAAGGGGCAAAAAGCAGGUCGGCAAGAUCACCAGCGCUGAAAGGGGAAAAACUGUAACAGUCAUCUGUGCAGCAAACGCAGGUGGACAGUUCGUACCUCCGGCCAUGAUAUUCCCGCGAGCCCGCAUGAACGCUUCCCUCAUGAAUGGUGCUCCACCGGGAGCCAUCGGCAUGUGCACGAAGUCAGGGUGGACUGACGAAGACUGCUUCGUGAAGUGGCUCCAACACUUCAUCUCAACGGUCAGGCCAUCAACAGAUAACCGGCAUCUGCUCAUCUUAGAUGGUCAUGCGAGUCACAAGAGUCUUCACGCUGUGGAGCUGGCCCGAGAGAGUGGAGUGGAUCUCAUCACUCUACCUCCCCACUGCACGCACAGGCUCCAGCCCUUGGAUGUUUCUUGGUUUAAGCCGCUCAAGGCAGCUUACAGCGCAGCGGCUGACAGCUGGAUGCGGGCAAACCCGGGAAGGAGGAUCUCCGAGUUCGAAAUCAGUGCGAUCUUUUCGACUGCCUACCUGAGGUGUGCUUCGGCGGAGAAGAUUGUGAGUGGAUUUCGUGUGAGCGGAAUCUGGCCAUUCGAUGACAGCCUGUUCACCGAUAAUGAUUUCGUGGCAGCUCUUCUCACUGAAGAACCCGAACCCCAGCCUCUCCAGGAAGCCGAGCCGACCGAUCCCGUGGCCAGCAGCUCCGGCUCCUCUGGACGCGCGCAGGGAUCCGUGCUCCGGGACGCCGAGCCGACCAAUCCUGUGGCCAGCAGCUCCGGCUCCUCUGGACGCGCGCAGGGAUCCGUGCUCCGGGACGCCGAGCCGACCGAUUCUGUGGCCAGCAGCUCCGGCUCCUCUGGACGCGCGCAGGGAUCCGUGCUCCGGGACGCCGAGCCUACCGAUCCUGUGGCCAGCAGCUCCGGCUACUCUGGACGCGCGCAGGAAUCCGUGCUCCGGGACGCCGAGCCGACCGAUCCUGUGGCCAGCAGCUCCUGCUACUCUGGACGCGCGCAGGGAUCCGUGCUCCGGGACGCCGAGCCGACCAAUCCUGUGGCCAGCAGCUCCUGCUACUCUGGACGCGCGCAGGGAUCCGUGCUCCGGGACGCCGAGCCGACCAAUCCUGUGGCCAGCAGCUCCGGUUCCUCCGGACGCGCGCAGGGAUCCGUGCUCCGGGACGCCGAGCCGACCAAUUCUGUGGCAAGCAGCUCCACACAACAGAGUCCCAGCUCACGUAAUCGCGACAGCCAACUCCUAGCAGACCUGUGCGCCUCGCCUAAGGCGCACGUUAGAAAGAGAAUCCGCCGGGCUCAAAAGUCAGAGAUUUUGACGUCGUCACCGAUGAAGUCGCAGCUUGAAGAGAAAGCUGCAAAAAAACGAGCCAAGAAAGACACAUCAAAUGGUUCUCUCCCCAAGAAGUCUAAGAAAAUGAAGAAGUCAGCCUCAGAGACCCCCCAGAAUACUGAUGACAAAACUUCGUGUCUUGUGUGUGGCAUGCAAUUCCGUUUGUCAUGCGAAGAGUGGGUCCAGUGCGCCGCGUGUUCUCAGUGGGCUUGUGUGCCCUGUACGGACCUAGAAAAGGGCCAGCUGGGUUACACAUGUGACUUCUGUCGCCCGGCGUCGUUUUGAACGGCAUGCCCGUUCAGGUUCCUGUUCUUGCUUUUAGAGUGGGCUCACCUGCCAUUUUCGUUUGUCAUUGAGUCUGGUGAUAUGUACUGGUAACGUUACAAGCACGAACGUUCGUCAUAUCACGUUUAGCAUUGUUUGAAAUGUUUUUUUUUUCUUACCGAGCUUAAGAACGUUGAACUGACGCAGACCGAUGUGCACAAGCUGUGCUGUCUUUCAGGUGUUGUCCUGUUUUGCUAUGAAACAGUUUGUAUUGUCAUUGUUCGAAUUAAUGUGAAUUGGCUGUUCAAUUUCCGCUAAUACAGCCAACUUCCUAGA